Scutellospora calospora is the source of this 124-nucleotide messenger RNA. NCBI's taxonomy places the organism in Eukaryota, Fungi, Glomeromycota, Glomeromycetes, Diversisporales, Gigasporaceae. The record is from the annotation of a GenBank genome assembly.
AUGCCUACAAAAGAAGCUCUUAGAAUGAGAAUUAAGUAUGUUAGAAAAAAUACAAUAUCACAAGAACCCAAAACUCUUAAAGAAAUUGAUAUUUUAAUUAUAUUACAUUAUACUUUAGAUAGAA